AUGAAGGGAAUUGUCGCUGGAGACCAAAGGCGCCAAGACAGAAUCGAUCUGGGAGGUCACCAUGGGAACCCAACGGAGGAUGCUGGGCCAAACCAGUCCUCGCCUGGAGCCGCCAUGCAGACCAACGUACAGAUACACAAGCCAACUGCCUCCUACACAAGGGUCAAAGUCAGGCAAGAGGUAUUCUUGUUUUGGGUCAAUGAAAAUAUCAAAUCUUUAUAUCCAACCGAAUGGUUCAAGGUGAGGAAAAAUAUGAUGAUGCAACAAGUAAAUGAAGAGGUCUAA
Nezara viridula (southern green stink bug) is the source of this 285-nucleotide messenger RNA. The record is from the annotation of a GenBank genome assembly. NCBI's taxonomy places the organism in Eukaryota, Metazoa, Arthropoda, Insecta, Hemiptera, Pentatomidae.